Arthroderma uncinatum is the source of this 519-nucleotide messenger RNA. RefSeq lists its product as uncharacterized. Gene Ontology annotation, biological process: transport. The record is from RefSeq and is a predicted model, not a curated record. Gene Ontology annotation, molecular function: transmembrane transporter activity. Bases 1 to 519 code for a protein of 172 amino acids. The transcript is spliced from 2 exons. NCBI's taxonomy places the organism in Eukaryota, Fungi, Ascomycota, Eurotiomycetes, Onygenales, Arthrodermataceae.
AUGUCAGCGGACUUCUGGGCUGGGUAUCUCAGCGGAGCCGUGGGGAUAAUCAUCGGCAACCCACUCGAUGUGAUUAAAGUGCGCCUUCAAGCCGGCACAGAUGGAGGGACGGGGACGGGUACAGCAUAUGCCCGUCAAUUCGAGUCGACAAGCUCAUUAGUUCGAGGUGCCGCAGCUCCGAUCUUGACAUACGGCGCUCUCAACGCACUUCUAUUCACAAGUUACAACCGCACCCUGACCUUCCUAGCCCCUCGCGUGCAGAACCCUACGGAUCCCACAGAGGCAUCUCUGGGCCAGAUAUGGGUUGCUGGUGCGGUAGGCGGUAUGGUGAGUUGGGUGAUAUCCUCACCCACGGAGCUGGUGAAGUGCCGUGCGCAGAUGCGGCAAGGUACUAGCGAGGCCACGACGGUAUCAUCGUGGGGUGUUGCAAAGGAUAUUGUGCGUAGCAAUGGGGUGAAAGGGUUAUAUUUCGGUGGUGGUGUGACCAGCGUGCGAGAUGCUGUGGGCUACGGGUUCUAG